Molecule: messenger RNA, 708 nt
Organism: Clonostachys solani
Lineage: Eukaryota; Fungi; Ascomycota; Sordariomycetes; Hypocreales; Bionectriaceae
Source: the annotation of a GenBank genome assembly
AUGGCUCCUGUUCUAAUACUUGUUCGUCACGCGCAGGCUAUUCACAAUCUCAAACAAGACUCGUCGAUCCACGACCCAAGCCUAUCAGAUUUGGGCAUACUGCAAUGCGCCAGACUCGAAGCCCAUCUGAAAACAGAGCUUCCGGCGGAGAUGGUCGAAAACAUCGGGCUGAUCCUCGUCAGCCCCAUGAGACGGACUAUUCAGACCGCUCUCCGGUCGAUGGACUGGCUGCUGCAUAAGGGUGUCCCCAUACAGGCCAGUGCGGGGUGGCAAGAAAAUUCCGACCAUCCCUGCGACACGGGCACUCCCAUCUCCACACUCAAAGAAGAAUUCCCACAAAUUGACUAUUCGUCUCUGGAUCCGGUGUUCCCUGAAAAGAACUCACAGGCAGCGGAUCGCUACAGGUACAAUCGGCAGGCAAUCCUGGCACGCGCCCAGACCUGUCUGGGCGAGCUAUACUCCCUGCAGGCCAAGGCAGUCAUUGUAGUAUCUCACUCGGGGUUUCUGAGGCAGGGAGUGACGGGAUGCUGGUUUGAUAAUGCAGAUUAUCGCAUCUUCGAUAUCCACAAGGACCAGCCGGCGAAUCAUUUCACAUUAAGACAGUGGGAGAGAACCAAAGCUGGCGGAUUGGGGUUGAGCUGGACCGAGGAGACUGAGCUGGGCCAAGGGCUCCCUGAAGAUUCAAGCUUUUCCAUGGCGUCCGAAUGA